Molecule: messenger RNA, 657 nt
Organism: Acanthochromis polyacanthus (spiny chromis)
Lineage: Eukaryota; Metazoa; Chordata; Actinopteri; Pomacentridae
Gene: lhfpl5b
Product: LHFPL tetraspan subfamily member 5b
Exons: 2
Coding region: 1-657 (218 amino acids)
Biological process (GO): sensory perception of sound; detection of mechanical stimulus involved in sensory perception
Cellular component (GO): plasma membrane
Source: RefSeq, a predicted model, not a curated record
AUGGACCUGCUUCCAGCCCAGGAGGCCGCUAAGAUCUACCACACCAACUAUGUGAGGAACUCCAGAGCCAUCGGCGUCAUGUGGGCCGUGUUCACCAUCUGCUUCGUCAUCAUCACCAUGGUGGUCUUCAUCCAGCCCUUCUGGAUUGGGGACAGUGUGGACACGCCUCAGGCAGGAUACUUCGGCCUCUUCCACUACUGCAUCGGGAAUGCACUCACCUCGGAGCUCAUCUGUAAGGGCAGCGUGCUGGACUUCAACUCCAUCCCGUCCCCGGCCUUCAGGACCGCCAUGUUUUUCGUGGGCACCUCCAUGCUGCUGGUGGUGGGAACCAUGGUCUGCUUCAGCCUCUUCUUCUUCUGCAACGCUGGAAACGUGUACAAGAUCUGCGCCUGGAUGCAGCUGGCCUCAGCUGCAUUGAUGGUGAUGGGCUGCCUGAUCUACCCGGACGGCUGGGACGCUCCAGAGGUGAAGAGGAUGUGUGGCCAGAGGACGGACAAGUACACCCUGGGGAACUGCACGGUGCGCUGGGCCUACAUCCUGGCCAUCAUCGGCGUUCUGGACGCCCUCCUCCUGGCACUUCUGUCCUUCACCCUCGGCAACAGGCAGGAUAAGCUGCUGCCAGAAGACUUCGAGGUGGAGGGAGGAGGCGAGGGUUGA